Lasiodiplodia theobromae is the source of this 1236-nucleotide messenger RNA. Its product is annotated as Saccharopine dehydrogenase. Gene Ontology annotation, cellular component: mitochondrion; lipid droplet; plasma membrane. Bases 1 to 1236 code for a protein of 411 amino acids. Gene Ontology annotation, biological process: glycolipid biosynthetic process. NCBI's taxonomy places the organism in Eukaryota, Fungi, Ascomycota, Dothideomycetes, Botryosphaeriales, Botryosphaeriaceae. The transcript is spliced from 5 exons. The record is from RefSeq and is a predicted model, not a curated record.
AUGUCCAGCACUUCCCGGCAGUACGAGCUCGUGCUCCUUGGAGCUACGGGUUACACCGGCAAGCUCACCGCAGAGCACAUCACUACCAGCCUGCCCACUGAUCUGAAGUGGGCAAUUGCUGGACGUAACGAGAAGAAGCUCGCCAACGUGGCCGAGGAAUUGAAGAAAUUGAACCCCGACAGGCCUCAACCUGAUAUCAAGGUGCUUGAGCUGAAGGGAGAGGAGCUGGAUAAUCUUGUCCAGAGUACUCGCCUCGUUAUCAGCACUGUCGGGCCGUUCAUGAAGUAUGGCACCCCAGUAGUUGAGGCGUGUGCCAAGCGCGGCACCCAUUACGUCGACUGCACCGGCGAGGUUCCCUGGGUCCACGAGAUGAUCAACAAAUAUCAUGACAUAGCAAAGGCCAACGGAGCAAUCAUGAUUCCUCAGUCUGGCGUGGACAGUGUCCCGGCCGACAUAAUCGCCUACGUCGUAGCCACGCACAUUCGCCAGACUUUGGGCCUGGGAACAGCCGAAGUCGUGGAUGCUGCCGACCUGAAGGCCAAGCCCUCCGGCGGCACGCUUCUGACUGGGUUGUCGUUGUUCGACCACUACAGCCUAGCACAGAUUGCCAAGUCGAUGAAGCCUUUCGCGCUCUCACCCGUCCAGCCUCAAUCAAGUGCUUCUUCCCAGAGCCUUGUAUCCAGGAUAUUGGGAGUACGUCAGGACAAGGACCUUGGCAUCCUUACCGAUUGGAUUGGAGCUAGGGUGGAUGGUGCCGUCGUGCACCGUAGCUGGGGCCUGCUCGAUGGUGGCAAGCUCUAUGGCCCCAGAUUCUCGUUCAGCGAGCACAUGCCUACGAAGAGUACUCUGUCUGGAGCUUUGGUGCACUUUGGCAUGGUAUUCGGCAUGAUGCUCUUAGCCCUCCCACCGGUCAGAUGGGUGGCGAAGAAGCUCGUCUAUCAACCCGGCGACGGCCCGGAGAUUGAAUCGACGAAAAACGACUACAUGUAUCACAAAGCGGUGGGCACGGCAGACAGCUCGAAGGGAGAGCGUGCUAUCGCCGAGUUCAGGUUCAAUGGUUCGAUGUAUUACUUCACCGGGUUGGCGGUGGCCGAGGCAGCUAUGGUGAUUCUGCGCGGAGGCGAGACAGAGGCAAAGAGGCAGGGCGGAGGCAUUCUUACCCCGGCGACUCUGGGCGACGAGUACGUGGAAAGGCUCAAGAAAGCCAAGAUUGAGAUCCGCGUCCAGCUGGAGUAG